UCAUAUUUUGAUUUUGUAAGAAUCCGAAAUCACUUGAAAAAUGAAAAUGAAAGUUUUAUUCAACUUCAUGAAUAUGCGAAGGAAGGAAAGGUGCAUUACUUGUACUUUCAGGUGGCUAAAGGUCGUCAACUGUUUUAUCGAAAAGAAAAGAAACUGAUGUUGUUAACGGAGCGUUUUCAUUUCUAUCGACGUUAUAACAUUAAGGGCAUAAAGUCAGUUGUAUUUUAUCAGCCUCCAGCGCAGCCCACAUUUUACCACGAACUAAUCAAUUUGGUAGUGAGCGAAUGCGUAUAUGUUCGAUUGCUAUAUACAAAACUAGAUUUCCUACGUUUAGCCAAUAUAUUUGGUGACCAAUGUGCCCAAAAAAUCAUCGCGUCCCAAAAAGCAGUCCACGUUAUCGUAAGUCGGUAA
Molecule: messenger RNA, 411 nt
Organism: Gongylonema pulchrum
Lineage: Eukaryota; Metazoa; Nematoda; Chromadorea; Rhabditida; Gongylonematidae
Source: the annotation of a GenBank genome assembly